Molecule: messenger RNA, 1869 nt
Organism: Fraxinus pennsylvanica
Lineage: Eukaryota; Viridiplantae; Streptophyta; Magnoliopsida; Lamiales; Oleaceae
Source: the annotation of a GenBank genome assembly
AUGAGUCAUAAUAUCGUAUACCCGUUUCUUCUGCUUUUUGUCUUGUUAACAUGUGCUAUAACUGUAUCAUCUGAUGAUUUGGAGGUGAAAGUCCUGCUCAAGUUCAAGGGUUAUCUCUCUAAUGCCACUGCGCUAGAUGAUUGGAAUAAGACAGAUACAUUGUGCAAUGGUAAUGAUUCUAACUGGAAAGGCCUGGUUUGUUACAAUGGUCAAUUUACAGGGCUACAACUCAAAGGCAUGGGGCUUGGGGGAACGAUCGACUUGGACUCCCUUGCUCAGUUACCGAUGCUGCUAACGCUAAGUGUCAUGAACAAUAACUUUGCCGGUCAAUUUCCAGGUGAUUUAAAAAAACUCAGUAGAUUAAGAGGCCUGUAUUUGGCUAACAACAGAUUCUCCGGUGAGAUUCCUGAUGAUGUUUUCUCCGGCAUGAAGUCGGUGAGAAGAGUGUUGAUGGGAAAUAAUGAGUUUACGAGUAAAAUUCCCAUGUCCCUUCUGGAAUUGCCAAGGCUUGCGGAAUUGCAGCUUCAGAACAAUCAGUUUGAAGGGAGGAUACCAGAUUUUUGGCAGGAAAAUUUGACAGUGAAUUUUGCUAAUAAUAAACUUGAAGGUCCUAUUCCAACUACACUUAGAAACCAGGAUAAAAGCUCAUUUUCAGGAAACAAUCUAUGUGGUGAACCUCUAGACAAAUGCACAAAGAAGUCUAUCCUGAAAAUAGCCCUCUUUGUCGCCAUCGCGGUUGCAGUUCCAUUAGCAUUCAUUGUUGCAUCUUCUUUCAUUUUCUCUCGAUGUCUAAAACCACAAGAACUCGAAAAAACUGCCGAAAUUUAUGAGAAGGAAUCAACCAUUUCUAAGGGUGAAAUCUCCAAGAACAAUGAACAAGGAGAGUUCUACUUUGUGAGAAAUGAUAGGGAAAGAUUUGAAUUGGAAGAACUUCUUAGAGCAUCUGCUGAAGUAUUGGGAAGUGGAAGUUUUGGGUCUUCUUACAAGGCUGUCCUUUAUAAUGGCCAAAGAUUUGUUGUUAAGAGGUUCAGACAAAUGAGCAGUUUAAGAAAAAAAGAAUUUUAUGAACACAUGAGAAAGCUAGGAAAGUUGUCUCAUCCUAAUCUGCUGCCUCUUGUGGCUUUCUACUACACAAAAGAAGAAAAACUUUUGGUAUCUGAUUUUGCUGAACAUGGCAGCUUGGCCAGUCACCUCCAUGGUAAACAAAGUCCUCAACAACUAGCUCUUGACUGGCCAACCCGCUUAAAGAUCAUAAAAGGUGUAGCUAAGGGAUUGGCCUAUCUUCACAAAGAGCUCCCUACUCUAACCCUACCUCAUGGUCAUCUAAAGUCAUCCAAUGUUCUGCUAAACAACACAUAUGAACCCCUUCUAGCUGAUUAUGCCCUAGCACCAGUGAUCAACAAGGAGCAUGCCCAACAGUUUAUGGUAGCCUAUAAAUCACCAGAGUCGACACAAAAUGAAAGUUUAACUAGAAAGACUGAUGCGUGGAAUCUUGGGAUUUUGAUACUAGAGUUGCUCACCGGCAGGUUUCCGACGAAUUAUCUAAAACAAGGGAGAGGAGACAAUGCUGAUUUGGCUGCAUGGAUUAAGUCUGUUAUAAGAGAAGAGUGGACUGGUGAGGUGUUCGACAAAGAAAUGAAUCCGACCCGGAACGGGGAAAGUCAGAUGAUGAGGCUUCUGAAAAUUGGGAUGUGUUGCUGUGAAUGGGAUGUGGAGAAAAGGUGGGAUUUGAAUGAAGCUGUCGAGAAAAUUGGAGAGUUAAAGGAAAGGGAUUGGGAUGACGACUUCUCUUCAUAUGCUAGUGAAGGAGAUAUGGAUUCCAGGGCUAUCACUAACGAGGGAUUUGCAUUCUCUGUGACUGGACAGUGA